This is a messenger RNA of Balaenoptera musculus (blue whale), 1672 nucleotides long. It is a transcript of the gene TUFM, whose product is annotated as Tu translation elongation factor, mitochondrial. The record is from RefSeq and is a predicted model, not a curated record. The coding region runs from base 120 to 1478 and encodes 452 amino acids. Gene Ontology annotation, cellular component: mitochondrion. NCBI's taxonomy places the organism in Eukaryota, Metazoa, Chordata, Mammalia, Artiodactyla, Balaenopteridae. Gene Ontology annotation, molecular function: translation elongation factor activity; GTPase activity; GTP binding. Gene Ontology annotation, biological process: mitochondrial translational elongation. The transcript has 10 exons.
CCGCCGGAAGCGACUUCCAUCCACAGUUGCCCUUUGCUUACUACACGCGCCGCCGCCAGUGCCCGGUACACACUAGUCCGGGCCCGGUACACACUAGUCCGGGCACCAGUACGACCACAAUGGCGGCCUCAACCCUGCUGCGCGCGACGCCCCUCUUCAGCGGUCUCGGCGCCGGCCCGACCCCACUGCUGAAGGGUCUUUUGCGGCCGCUGAAGGCCCCGGCAUUGCCCCUCUUGUGCCGCGGCCUGGCUGUGGAGGCCAAGAAGAUCUAUGUGCGCGACAAGCCCCAUGUAAACGUGGGUACCAUUGGCCAUGUAGACCACGGCAAGACCACACUGACCGCGGCCAUCACGAAAAUUUUAGCCGAGGGAGGUGGGGCCAAGUUUAAGAAAUACGAGGAGAUUGACAACGCCCCUGAGGAGCGAGCCCGAGGUAUCACAAUCAAUGCCGCCCAUGUGGAGUACAGCACCACUGCCCGCCACUACGCCCACACGGACUGUCCCGGUCAUGCAGACUACGUUAAGAAUAUGAUCACAGGCACAGCCCCCCUCGACGGCUGCAUCCUGGUGGUGGCAGCCAACGAUGGCCCCAUGCCCCAGACCCGAGAACACUUAUUACUGGCCAAACAGAUUGGAGUAGAGCGUGUGGUGGUGUAUGUGAACAAGGCGGAUGCUGUGCAGGACUCUGAGAUGGUGGAGCUGGUUGAGCUGGAGAUCAGGGAACUGCUCACUGAAUUUGGCUACAAAGGGGAGGAGACUCCGAUCAUCGUUGGCUCCGCCCUCUGCGCCCUUGAGCAACGUGACCCUGAGCUAGGCUUGAAGUCUGUACAGAAGCUGCUGGAUGCUGUGGACACUUACAUCACAGUGCCCACCCGGGACCUGGAGAAGCCUUUCCUGCUGCCUAUAGAGUCAGUGUACUCUAUCCCCGGCCGGGGCACGGUGGUGACAGGCACACUAGAGCGUGGCAUUUUGAAGAGGGGAGAUGAGUGUGAAUUCCUGGGACAUAGCAAGAAUAUUCGCAGUGUGGUGACAGGCAUUGAGAUGUUCCACAAGAGCCUGGAGAGGGCAGAGGCAGGCGACAACCUUGGGGCCCUGGUCCGUGGCUUGAAGCGGGAGGACCUGAGGCGUGGCCUGGUCAUGGCCAAGCCAGGUUCCAUCCAGCCCCACCAGAAGGUGGAGGCACAGGUGUACAUCCUCAGUAAGGAGGAGGGUGGCCGCCACAAGCCCUUUGUAUCCCACUUCAUGCCUGUCAUGUUCUCCCUGACUUGGGACAUGGCCUGUCGGACUGUCCUGCCUCCAGGGAAGGAGCUUGCCAUGCCCGGGGAGGACCUGAAGCUCACUCUAAUCCUGCGGCAGCCAAUGAUCUUAGAAAAAGGCCAGCGUUUCACCCUGCGAGAUGGCAACCGGACCAUCGGCACCGGCCUCGUCACUGACACACCAGCCAUGACCGAGGAGGACAAGAACAUCAAGUGGAGCUGAGUCUGGACCUCUGCUGGGGCUCUCUUGUGUUCAUGGCUGUGCUGGCCAGUGUUCUCUCCUGCCUCUCGUGCCCCCUUCUCAGGGCAGAGGCUGCAGCCCAGCCGAGUUGCAGCUAGACUGACACUUCCCCUGGCCAGAGGGCCACGUGGCUGGCCAGGUGAGGUAGGUCAAUAAACUGUUUUGUGAAUAGAAAG